AUGAACAAAGAUUUGACGGUGAGUAUAUACACAAUGUUAUGGUUUGUACUAAUGUUUGGGACCAUCAGAGCAGAGAAGGACACUGCACUCUGCAAAAUUCUGGGGAGCCCAGAGAUUCCCCUGCUAUCUAAGGACGGAGAUAUCAUCAUUGGAGGAGUGUUCUCCAUACAUAGCCAAAUGUCCAAGCCUCCGCUCUCCUUUACAGAUGCUCCAGAGCCACUCAUGUGCUCCAGAAUAAAUUUCAGAGAAUUUCGUUUUGCCCAGACCAUGAUUUUUGCCAUUGAGGAGAUCAACAAUAGCAGUUCCCUAUUACCUAACAUCUCAGUUGGUUAUAAGGUAUUUGACAACUGUGGUUCAACACAGCUUUCGACAUGUGCCGUUAUGGGCCUGAUUAGUGGACAAGAAGACAUGUUGGCUAAAACCUGCCACGGACAGUCAUCUGUCCAUGCCAUCAUAGGUGCCUCUGAGUCCUCCUCAACUAUUGUGAUGCUUCACAUUGCAGGGAUUUUCGAAAUACCAGUGAUGAGUCACUUUGCUACAUGUGCUUGUUUAAGUAACAGGAAUAAAUACCCGUCCUUCUUCAGGACCAUCCCUAGCGAUUACUACCAGAGCAGAGCCCUGGCAAAACUGGUCAAGCACUUUGGGUGGACUUGGAUUGGGGCUGUUAGAAGUGACAACGACUAUGGUAACAGUGGCAUGGCCACAUUUAUUGAAGCUGCCAGUCAAGAAGGGGUUUGUAUUGAGUAUUCAGAAGCCAUCUCAAGGACUGACCCUACUGAGCAGGUGGCCAGGGUGGUCAGAGUGAUUCGUAGUGGCAGUGCAAAGGUUUUAGUUGCCUUUGUUGCCCAGAGUGAGCUGGAUGUCCUGCUGAGGGAAGCUCUAAACCAGAACUUGACUGGGCUGCAGUGGGUCGGUGUUGAAUCCUGGAUUACAACAGGGGAUUUUGCCAGAGCAAAGUUCUCCAGCAUCCUUGUUGGGUCCCUGGGGUUCACCAUUAGAAAGGCAAAGAUCGCAGGCCUGCGGGAGUUUCUUUUACAGGUUAACCCAAAACAGAACCCGCAAAACAAACUGCUGAGAGAAUUCUGGGAAACAACGUUUUACUGCACAUUUCAGCCCAGUGUGCAGGGUCAGACCCAGUGCACUGGCUCUGAGAGUCUACAGAAAGUCACCAAUCUUUUCACAGAUGUGUCACAACUGAGGAUAUCUAACAAUGUGUAUAAGGCUGUAUAUGCUGUGGCUCAUGCGAUGCAUAACAUGUUAAAAUGUGGACAAAACGAUAACAUCAUGAAUCAAUCUUGUACCUGGAAAGAUGGUUUAGACCCACAACAGGUUUUGAAAUCUCUUCAAGCUGUGAAUUUCACUCUUCAGUCAGGUGAAAGAGUUUUUUUUGAUAGAGCUGGAGACCCUGUAGCAACAUAUGAGCUGGUAAACUGGCAGAGAGACCAAGCAGGAGAUAUUGUGUUUGUGGCUGUGGGGUCCUACAAUGCCUCGCAGCCACAUGGAAAGCAGUUUACUGUAAACGGAAUAGACAUAACUUGGGCUGCUGGAUCCUUGAAGAAGCCUCAGUCCUCCUGCAGUGAGAGCUGUCCACCAGGUUUCCGUCAGGCUGCGAUUAAAGGUAAACCCAUCUGCUGUUUCUCCUGCCUCACCUGCGCAGCUGGAGAGAUCAGCAAAUUCAACAAUUCUGCUGACUGUUCACGAUGUCCAUUAGAAUACUGGUCAAAUGAGGAUCACAGCCAGUGUGUUCCAAAGGCAACUGAGUUCCUGUCGUACGGAGAACCCAUGGGGGCUGUCCUCUCUGCUUUCUCCAUAUCUGGAGCAAGUUUAACUUCAGUGGUGUUGUGUAUCUUCUUUUGGUUUCAUGACACCCCUCUUGUUAAGGCCAACAACUCUGAGCUGACCUUCCUGCUGCUCUUCUCCUUGACUCUGUGCUUCUUAUGCUCAUUAACCUUCAUUGGAGCCCCCUCAGAGUGGUCCUGCAUGCUGAGACACACAGCAUUUGGCAUCACCUUUUCCUUGUGCUUGUCUUGUAUCUUGGCUAAAACCAUAGCCGUGGUUAUUGCCUUUAGGGCUAAAAGGCCAUCAAACACCGUUCCUAAGUGUUUUUCCUCACUUCAAAGAAUGAUUGUUCUUGGCUGUACCUUUUUACAAGUGGUGGUUUGUGUGCUGUGGUUAGCUCUUGCCCCACCCUUUCCUAACAAAAACACAUCUGGUGGCAGCGAGCGGAUCAUUCUAGAGUGUGAUCUCGGUUCACUGAUAGCGUUCUGGGUUGUGUUGGGCUACAUUGGACUCCUGGCCAUACUUUGCCUCAUCUUGGCUUUUCUGGCUCGAAAACUACCAAAUAACUUCAAUGAAGCUAAAUGUAUCACCUUCAGCAUGUUGAUUUUCUGUGCAGUUUGGAUCACUUUUAUUCCAGCUUAUGUCAGUUCACCUGGGAAGUUCACUGUGGCUGUGGAGAUAUUUGCUAUUCUGGCCUCUAGUUUUGGAUUGCUUUUAUCCAUAUUUACUCCAAAAUGUUAUAUUUUACUGCUGAGACCAGAAAGAAACACUAAAAAGCAUAUGAUAGGAAGAAACCAAACAAAAUUAUUUUGAA
Messenger RNA from Betta splendens (Siamese fighting fish), 2593 nucleotides. RefSeq names its product extracellular calcium-sensing receptor-like. Gene Ontology annotation, biological process: G protein-coupled receptor signaling pathway. The coding region runs from base 1 to 2592 and encodes 863 amino acids. Gene Ontology annotation, molecular function: G protein-coupled receptor activity. NCBI's taxonomy places the organism in Eukaryota, Metazoa, Chordata, Actinopteri, Anabantiformes, Osphronemidae. The record is from RefSeq and is a predicted model, not a curated record. Gene Ontology annotation, cellular component: membrane. The transcript is spliced from 6 exons.